AUGGUAAAUCGUCAGCGAAGCCCCGUCAAACCAGGAUGGGAUGCACAGACGGCUGUUCAAGAAGUCGACGAAGCGACACCCUUGUUUCCUGAACUGACAUCAUCAUACGAGGCAGUCAAUGGCGCUUCGCAGGAUCCUGAGCGAGGAGAUGGGUCCGCGAAAGACCACUCAACGCCGAAACGAUCGCUGGUGACAACCAUUUCUAUCUUGUUGAUCGGUGUCUUCAUCUCCCAAGCGGACACAUCGCUAGUGUUAGCCACGUAUGGCAAGAUCUCGUCCGAAUUUCAUGACCUCGAGAGCGGCUCUUGGCUCCUGUCAAGCUACAUGCUGGCCAUGUGUAUAUCGCAACCACUCUUCGGAAAGCUGAGCGACAUCUUUGGGCGAAAGUCGUGUUUGCAGGUGGCCUACGUCCUCUUCGCAAUUGGAACGCUCGGUUCGGGACUGGGCCGGUCAAUGGCUCAGAUCAUCGCUGCUCGUACAAUUCAGGGUGCUGGGGGCGCUGGAAUGGUGUGCAUGGUGUCGAUCUUGUUGACUGAUCUGCUGCCCUUCCACGAAGUCGCGCUAUACCGAAGCUAUGUCAAUGUGGUGCAGACAGUUGGAAGAAGCUGUGGCGGCGUAAUUGGGGGGUUUCUUGCUUCCACGAUUGGCUGGCGCUGGGCCUUCUUGGCACAAGUUCCUCCAGUCAUUCUUUCGAUUGUCUUAGUCCAGUGGAAAUUGGACGUUCCACAGAAGACUUUCAAACCUGGGCACUGUGAAUCCACUCGCGACAAGUUACGACGUAUCGACUUCAUCGGAGCGGUAUGCAUGAGUAUAACCAUCUUCACUGCGCUAUUCGUCCUGGACACUGGCGGACAGAAAUACGAUUGGAACCACCCCGUCAUCAUCACAUCCGCUUGCGUUGCUGUUAUCGGUGCUGGAACGUUUGUCGUAUACGAACGGUACUUCGCGAAAGAGUCAAUCUUUCCUGUCCAACUACUCACCCGCUACGUUGUUGGCACGUCUUAUGGAAUCCUUCUCCUGCAGAACUUUUCUCAGACCGCAAUGGGCCUGAAUCAUGCCCUGGAGGGAAGGAAUGACGCAUCCGAGAUAGUCGAGAAGGCGACCUCUGAUAUCGCCUACAUUCAGCAUGUGGGCGACGGUCUUCGCGAGCUGCUAAUGCCGGCAUAUAUACACGCCACGCAGCAAGUAUUCGUGCUUGGGCUAGUCGCCUCCGUCAUCGCAUUUUCCAUCGCACUUGUCACGAAGGAGAGGAACCUGUUGAAAGCAAACUCGGCCGAGUAG
Molecule: messenger RNA, 1281 nt
Organism: Alternaria infectoria
Lineage: Eukaryota; Fungi; Ascomycota; Dothideomycetes; Pleosporales; Pleosporaceae
Exons: 6
Coding region: 1-1281 (426 amino acids)
Biological process (GO): transmembrane transport; basic amino acid transport
Cellular component (GO): fungal-type vacuole membrane
Molecular function (GO): basic amino acid transmembrane transporter activity
Source: RefSeq, a predicted model, not a curated record